UGGGAGCCGGAGUGCUCAGAGCGAGGUAGGGGUGACCUGGCAAGGCAGGGAGCCCAGGGACGCGUGGGCGGCGAGAGCCCGCGGGAGGGAGCAGCCGGAGCUCGGGGGCCGGCCAUCCCCGCCCCCCUCCCCAGCUGGUCCCCGCCUCCGUCACGUGGGAGAGCAGUGGCCGGCUGUCCCAGAGCCCUAUGGCGCUGCGCUGGGACGCUCCUUUCCAGCUGCUCCGAGGAGCCGGGUGCAGGGGACACCCUCGAUCCGCUCAGCGCCCUGCUCUGGGGAACCAGUGAGGAAAGUAACCGAACCAACCAGCGGGAGAUCUCGGAUAAGUAAGACGUGUGUACUCGAGACCCUGCGAUAAAAAAAGUCCGUGCCUUACAGAUGCCCGCGGAAUUCUUACUGAAAACAAGGUGUUGCGUGUGCUAGGAAGAAAAAGGGAAAGAGGCGUUUAUAUAGCGUCUGAUAAAAAUAAGAGAAAGGAACUGAGCAAGCUAAAAAGCAGCCAUGGCGUCAGAUGCUAGUCACAUGCUGGAGGCUGCCCUCGAGCAGAUGGAUGGGAUUAUUGCAGGCACCAAAUCGGCUGCUGAACACAGCAAUGGUGUCUAUGAUGUUGGGCUGCCCUCCCAAUCCCCAUACAUGAGCAUGUUCCCAGUACUUCAUCUCAUGGAGGACCUGAGGCUGUCGUUGGAGAUGCUGGAGGAUCCUCAGGAAAGAGAAGUCCUUCGGGGGCAGAUCCCAGAGCCCACUGCAGCCUACAUAAAAGAGUGGCUUCAGGGAAAUCUGUCCCAGGUAAGCCACCCAGCUGCAGUUACAAAUGAAACCUACCAGGAGCGUUUGGCCCGUUUAGAAGGAGACAAGGAAUCUCUCAUGUUACAGGUGAGUGUCCUGACUGACCAGGUGGAGGUCCAGGGAGAGAAGAUCCGGGACUUAGAAGUCUGCCUGGAAGGGCACCAGGUGAAACUGAAUGCUGCUGAAGAGAUGCUUCAACAGGAAUUGUUGAGCCGCACAUCACUUGAGGCACAGAAACUGGAGCUGACGGCGGAGGUUUCAGAGCUGAAGCUCCGGCUGGUCGGCAUGGAAAGGGAACAGAAAGAACAGGAGGAGAAGCAGAAGAAAGCCGAGUUAGUAGUGAAUCUGAUCAGUGAUCUACAGGAGCAGAUGUGUAGACUACAGCUGGAAAUCAGUAGCCAAAUUCAAGAGAGAAUGUUGCAGGACAGGGACCACAUGGAUGAAUAUAGUCCUCAGGAGAGCCCCCAGGCCAGCAACCCCGAUGGCUUGCCUGAAUUGCUGCAGGAACUUAAGCAUCUCAAAAUUAAAGUGGAAGAGUUGGAGAGUGAGCGAAAUCAGUAUGAAUGGAAGUUAAAAGCAACAAAGGCUGAAAUCGCCCAACUGCAAGAGCAGCUGGCACUGAAGGAUGCAGAAAUCGAGCGCCUCCACAGCCAGCUCUCCAGGACCGUGACCUGCGCCGAAAGCACAGAAAGAGAGGGAGUUUGUAAGAGAAGGCUAAAGGAAAAAUAUCAAGAAGUUCAACGUCUAAAAAUAGGAAUGGAAACCUUACUUGUUGCAAAUGAAGAAAAGGACCGUAGGAUAGAGGAGCUCACGCUAUUACUGAGCCAGUACCGAAGGGUAAAGGAGAUCAUGUUGGGUGGUCACGGCUCUUCAGAAAGAAUCCUUUCUAGUGGAGAUGAAGAAAUGGAGGGAUCUUUCAGGAAAUGGAACAUGAUGAACAAAUCCUUAGGAGAUGCUAUGAAACUGGAGAUGUCUCCCAGAUGUACCUCCCCUACUUUAGGGGUUCCUCCCCUGCCUCAGAAAAUCCUGGAAACAAGUGGAAGCAUCCUGGGUGCCAGCAAUGGCCAGAUUUCCCCCUGUGAGGAGGAUUCCCUGGAAACACAGAGCAGGACUCAGGAAAAACUGUCCAGUAGUCUGGAAGACCUGCAACAUAACUCUGUGGAAAAGUAUGUAGACGGGAAACCACUCGUGCCUGUUGUAGGAUCUGAGGACACCCUUUUCCUAGGGGAAAACAAAUACCCAACAUUACCAGGGAAGCUUUCUGGAACUACACACAAUGGAGAGCCUGGAACAUCAAUCCCAUCUGCUUCUCACACCUCAGGGAGCAGCCUGCCAAGCCUGACUCGUGGCCGGAGUGUCAGUGCACCGAUAUUAGGAGAGACUGAGAGCAGUUUGGAUAAUACUGUCACAUCAAAUGACCUUUCACCUACUUCUUCUGGAACCGAUUCUGGACCCCAGUCCCCACUGACUCCAGAAAUGAAGCGGAGUCCUAAAGGCAUCAGGAAAUUCUGGGGAAAAAUAAGAAGGACUCAAUCAGGAAAUUUCAACACAGAUGCAAUAGGAAUAGCAGAAUUCCGCCGAGGUGGGCUCCGGGCAACUGCAGGACCGAGGCUAUCCAGAACCAGAGACCCCAAAGCUCAGAAAAGUGAUUUCAACGCUCCUUUUGCCCAGUGGAACACGGAGCAAGUGUGUACAUGGCUGGAGGACUUCGGUCUGGGUCAGUAUGUGAUCUUUGCCAGGCAGUGGGUGAGCUCCGGCCACACGCUCCUGACUGCUACCCCUCAAGACAUGGAAAAGGAGAUGGGAAUUAAGCAUCCCCUGCACAGAAAAAAAUUAGUUUUAGCCGUGAAAUCAAUUAACACAAAGCAGGAAGAGAAGUCUGCACAACUAGACCACAUUUGGGUAACCCGGUGGCUUGAUGAUAUUGGCUUGCCUCAAUACAAAGACCAGUUUCACGAAUCCAGGGUUGAUGGUCGGAUGCUUCAGUACCUAACUGUGAAUGACCUUCUCUUCUUAAAAGUCACCAGUCAGCUGCAUCAUCUCAGCAUUAAAUGUGCCAUCCACGUGCUACAUGUCAACAAAUUCAAUCCUCACUGCCUGCACAGGAGACCCGCGGAUGAGAGUAACGUUUCUCCUUCUGAAGUGGUACAAUGGUCCAACCACCGAGUGAUGGAAUGGCUGAGGUCAGUGGACCUGGCUGAAUACGCUCCAAACCUCCGAGGAAGCGGAGUUCACGGUGGUCUCAUUAUCCUGGAACCCCGUUUCAGCGGGGACACACUAGCCAUGCUUCUGAACAUUCCUCCUCAGAAGACACUCCUCCGACGCCAUUUAACCACCAACUUCAAUGUCCUCGUCGGCCCCGUGGCCCAGCAAGAAAAGAGAGAUAUAAUGACAUCCACAGCCUACACACCCCUGACCACUACUGCCAAAGUCCGGCCAAAGAAACUAGGAUUUUCACACUUUGGAAAUAUGAGAAAAAAGAAGUUUGAUGAAUCUACAGACUACAUAUGUCCCACAGAGCCAAGUGAAAGUAUUAAUGGCAAUCACAAGGCUUAUGGUGGCCACAGCCACCGAAGCCUCAGCCCCAGUCCCGGGGAGGAACUGGACAAACUGGAUCAGAUGGAACCCUCGGAAGGUACAGUCCUGCAGAUAGGGGUCAUCUCCCAAGGCAUUCACAACCUCACGACUGUGCUGAACCAAGAUGGGCUCCUAAAAUGAAACUCACUCAUCUUCUAAUGUCCAUGACUAGAAGAUCAGAAAUAUUUAGUCACCCAAACCAGGAGUGCUAACUACAGCCAAAUGCCUCCAAGUACUGCCAAAGAAAAGGCUCAGGUGAGCUGAAAAAGAGCUGUGCAGCCUGAAAGAUUUUUCAUCCUGGUAUGUGUCCCUCAUGGCCCAGCUUACAGAGCCUAGGGUGAUUGAAAGAUACCAUUGUUUACUAAUAAUUGAUCACUUUUGGAAAAGUGAUGCAAAAUGUUUGUGAUAAAUGAGAUACAAUUUACUUGCCUGGCUGAACAAGAGUCAAAAUGUUUCUAUUAUAUUUUCUGCCGUGUUUGCUAUUGACCAAAAUUUUAAUAUAUUUGUAUUUUUGCAAUAGGA
Molecule: messenger RNA, 3885 nt
Organism: Sarcophilus harrisii (Tasmanian devil)
Lineage: Eukaryota; Metazoa; Chordata; Mammalia; Dasyuromorphia; Dasyuridae
Gene: PPFIBP2
Product: PPFIA binding protein 2
Exons: 31
Coding region: 502-3504 (1000 amino acids)
Biological process (GO): neuromuscular junction development
Cellular component (GO): presynaptic active zone
Molecular function (GO): protein binding
Source: RefSeq, a predicted model, not a curated record